This is a messenger RNA of Octopus bimaculoides (California two-spot octopus), 3036 nucleotides long. Its product is annotated as androgen-induced gene 1 protein. Gene Ontology annotation, cellular component: endomembrane system; membrane. The record is from RefSeq and is a predicted model, not a curated record. NCBI's taxonomy places the organism in Eukaryota, Metazoa, Mollusca, Cephalopoda, Octopoda, Octopodidae.
GAGCUUAACAGCACUUUUAUUUUACUGAAUGGCGAAAGGAAACCUAACUAUAAUACGCCGUACUACAGGUCUCUCUUUGAAGUUUAUAUAACUGCUCGAUUCAACCUUGUCAAAUUGGUGGUAAAGAAUAAAAGGAAAGAGAAGAAAAAGAAAGGUCGAAUUACUUCUGUUUCUUUUCCUUUGUUUCUAAUUUGGAUGAACGCUGUUUUAUUCAUUUAUUUAUUUAUUUAUUUUUAAUUUUUGACUCAAAAUUAUUUAAUGCAAAGCAGAAAGGAAACAAUUGUGAAUUUCAAACAACUGGAAAGCAAAUUUUUACGGAAAAAAAAAAAAUUUUAAUAACAACAGAAAGGAAGAAAUUUUGAAGUAAAAAUGGCCAAAGUUCUGGUAACGUUAUUUCAUUUGCUUUGUUUCCUUAUUACGGGAUUCGGCUUGUAUUACGACACCUUCGUUGUUACUUAUGGCUGGUCAGUCUAUGCCGGUAAAUUACGUUAUGCUACGUACUGGGAUAUCGUCUUACAGACCGUAUAUUUUGGACUGGCACUGGUAUCAGACAUCUACAAUAGCAAGGAUUUUGACAAGAACAAUGCAUUUUCGAACGAAUUUUAUAGCAAAACAAAACUAAUACGACUGGUAAGAUAUAUAUCUUGCGGUAUGGCAUUUCCUCUCGGUAACUUCGUCUGUUUAUCGUUCUGGAUUAUAUAUUUUUUUCAUCGCGAAUUGAUAUAUCCAUCCUAUCUCGAUGACAUUAUUCCGUGGUGGCUCAACCAUAUUCUUCAUUCGGUGCCCAUAGUGCUUCAGUGGUUGGAUAAAUUCUUCUAUUACCAAACGUACCCGAAGAAUGGAGUUUUAGGAAUUCUAGCUUUAACAGGUUGCUAUCAAGUGUGGAUGGUGUGGAUUGCGCAUCGUACGAGGACGUGGAUUUAUCCAUUUCUCGACUAUCUACCGAUAUGGUACAGAAUACUGUUCCUGGCAUGCAUGUGGGGUUGUCUUGCAGGAUUCUAUUUCGUUGGAGAGUUCUUACACUAUAUAUUUUGGACACGCAAAUCGAGAAAGAAUGUGAAAUUAUACUGAAACAUAUUUUAUUGAAAACUGUUUUCUUCUUUUUAAGACAUAUAAACAUUUACAAUGAUAAAUGCAAACAUUUACACCAAAAAUUAUAAAACCGACGUUGUAUCUCUCACACAUACACAGAACUCUCACAUAUACGCGUUUUUAUGUAUCCAUACAUAUAUAUAUGUAUGUAUAUGUAUGUAUGUAUGUAUGUAUGUAUGUAUGUAUGUAUAUGAAUGUGUGUAUAUUUAUGUAAAUGCAUUAGCUGAGAAAUUAUAGGAGUGGCUUAAGGGCCUAAAGUUUCGUCUCAAAGCAUCUAUCAAACUAAACAGAAUUUAAAACAUCCCAUAUAUAUGUAUAUAUAUAUAUAUAUAUAUAGCAAAGUACUAAACAUUCUGGAAGACUUCGGAAAGAAAACACUAAUUUUCACGUGAUAAUUGUAAUAUUAAAAAUCCACUCACUGAUUGAUAAAUAUCAAUACGAAAACGAAAUUUUGCUUACUUAUAGACACGCACAAACACAUAUUCAUAUUCACAUACAGUUAUAUAUACACAUGCACAUUGUCUGAUGCAAGAAAAUGGUAAAACUAAUAAGACGCCUAUACUUAUACACACACACACACCAAUACAUACACAAUCGCAAACUGAAGUAUAUAUGCUAGCACACAACUUAAGCCAUAGGCAUGUAGAACCAUACGUUAAUACAAGUACUUGUGCGCACGCAUGCAAGCACACACGAAUACACAAAACUCUGCAAACAGAUAUUGAAGCAAUGAAUGUGAUGAAGGAUUUCCAGUGUAUCUUCCGAAGAAGAGCAAUUUAACUGUACUGUGAAGUACUAAAAUGAAGCUUUAUGUGGAAAUGGUUCCGUCGUAAAUACCGAGUGUAGUAUUGCUUUUAAAUCCAAGAAUACUCCAAAAAGGAUGACUAUAUUGUAUAAUCUAAUCUAUUUAGAUUAAAUAUCAGCUAUAAUAUUGCGCGUUCUUUUCAACAUCUAAUAAAUGAGGAUUUUCUUGCUUGUCAUAAAUUCUACAUGGUUUUUGGUGAGUUUCCGAUGCCGUGCUAAUUUCGUCUUCAGCAAGGAUCAAUUAGAAAAAGGUGGCACACACAAACAUACAAAGCUUACUUCUGCAAUGUGACUACUCCAUAAAUAAUCCUUGCCUAUUAAAAGGCAAAUGCCUUCAGAAAAGUGUUGUAUAGUGCGCACAAGUCUCUACUGAAAAUCGUGUACUCAAAGAGUGUACUUUUAUCAACAGACUUACUUAUUCAGACAUGAACUCAAAAGUGGCUCAUCUAUACUUUCCAAAUAUAUCUGGGAUUCAAAAGAUAGAGGUGUUCUUAAUUAGAAAUCAACUGGUCAGUAACUGAAAUUGUGCUGACGUAUAUCAACGACAACAAAUGCUCUCGCUGUACAUCAGAGAUGUACAAAAUAUUGAUGCAGCCACUGAACUUAUUCACUUGGUCUUUUCUUGUUUUCAGCAAAACAAAAAAUAUCAUACGACACUCUCAUUGGAUAAUAAUUUUUGUUCUUGAAAAACAAUGCCACGCGCUUCUCUAAACGCAUAUGUACUUCAGAUCUCAUUUUCACCAUCGCUUUUAGCUUCGACAUUUCUCUUUACUUUUUGACCUCUUAGCUUUAAGCCUGCUGCAGUUUUAUAUCUGUUAUCGUACCCCCGCUUCACAACGUGGCUGUGGUCAUGCUGGAGCACCAUCGUGAUUUUGUACAUUUUCUUUGGCUGACUUUUUAGGAUGGUAAGAUUUCAUAUUAUCACUCCUGUAUGUGCUUUUCCGUCAUCUAUACUUCAUGCCGGGCAAUCGGUUCAUCUGAUAUCGUAGAGAAUAGAAUCACCAGUUCCUUUUUGAAGACAUCCACAUCCACAUUGCACAUGUUUCUUUUUUUUUUUUGCGGGGUAUUGAAGAGCUGUGAGGCUUUGAACCCCCAACCUAUUUACAGUACCUCCACUGACACUAGAUGGUUUAGUGCAGU